AGUUUCACUUUCCCUUCUGUUACAUCAGCCACAGAGAAGCUAACAAAAAAGAACCAGAUGCUGGGAUAUAUAUAGGUCUCUAUAGCAUUCAUAGGCAGCAGAAGAGGAAGAUUUCUGAAGAGCACAGCAGCCUGAACCGCAGCCCUUCAGAACGGCCGAGAAUUGCACAACCAUGAGCGAGACCACCAAGGAGUCCUUGGAGAGCAGCUUACGGCAACUAAAAUGCCAUUUCACCUGGAACUUGGAAGAGGGAGAAAUUUCCUUAGAUGACUUUGAGGACAAAGUGUUUUACCGGACUGAGUUUCAGAACAGUGAAUUCAAAGCCACAAUGCGCAACAUACUGGCCUAUGUAAAGCACCGCAGAGGCCAAAACGAGGCAGCCCUGGAAUGCUUACAGCAAGCUGAAGCAUUAAUCCAACAAGAGCACACUGGCCAGGCAGAAAUCAGAAGUCUGGUUACCUGGGGAAACUAUGCCUGGAUUUACUACCACAUGGGCCGACUGUCAGAAGCCCAGAUUUAUGUAGACAAGGUAAAAUGUGUCUGCAAGAAGUUCUCCAGUCCCUAUAGAAUUGAGAGUCCUGAGCUUGACUGUGAGGAAGGGUGGACACGGUUAAAGUGUGGAGGAAAGCAAAAUGAAAGAGCAAAGGUAUGUUUUGAGAAGGCUCUGGAAAAGAACCCAAAGAACCCAGAAUUCACCUCUGGACUGGCAAUAGCGAGCUACCGUCUAGAUACCUGGCCGCCAUCUCAGAACCCCGUUGACCCUCUGAAGCAAGCCAUUAGGCUGAAUCCUGACAACCAGUAUGUGAAAGUCCUCCUGGCUCUGAAACUUCAUAAGAUGGAUAAAGAUGAUGAAGGAGAAAGGCUAGUUGAAGAGGCCUUGGAGAAAGCCCCAGACACAAUCGAUGUACUUCGCAGUGCUGCAAAGCUAUAUCGAAGAAAAAAUGAUCCAGACAAAGCCAUCGAACUGCUUAGAAAAGCUUUGGGAUACAUGCCAAACAAUGCCUACCUACAUUGCCAAAUUGGGUGCUGCUAUAGGGCAAAGGUUCUCAAGGAAAUGAAUAUGAGAGAGAAUGAAAUGUAUGGGAAAAGAAAGAAGUUACUGGAACUUAUAGAACAAGCUGUGGCUCAUUUAAAGAUAGCCGAUGAGACCAAUGAUAAUCUCUUCCGCGUCUGUUCCUUUCUUGCCACCCUCCAUGCUCUAGCAGACCAGCAUGAAGAAGCAGAGUAUUACUUCCAAAAGGAAUUCACCAAAGAGCUUGCUCCAGUGGAGAAGCAAGUUCUCCAUCUGCGGUAUGGCAACUUUCAGCUGUUUCAAAUGAAGUGUGAGGACAAGGCCAUCCACCAUUUCCUAGAGGGUGUAAAAAUAGACCAGAAAUCAAGGGAGAGAGAAAAGAUGAAAAACAAACUGCAAAGAAUUGCCAAAAGGCGACUUUCUAGAAAUGGAGCAGAUUCUGAGGCUUUGUGUCUCUUGGCAUUUCUUCAGGAGCUGAAUGAAGAAAUGCUAGCAGAUGAAGAUGCUGAGAGGGGUUUGGACUCUAAAAGUCUCAUUCUAUCAGCAUCAUUAGCUGAGGCAAUUAAUGAGGACUAGAGAUAUGGUGCCCAAGGGCUACUGCGGAAAGAGAGCGAAAAGCCCUCCAGCAAGUUGGUAUUCAAAACGUGUAACAAGUGGUGUGGUGUAAACACUUAAGACACUGGUCAUGUUCCUGGAUCAGGAUUAUGGGAGAACACCGCUGUGUCAGGUGUUAAUACCGGAAUUGAUGGAUCAAGGGAAAGCCCAUGGGGUUUCUAGAAAAGGAACCAGAUUGGAUGCAGGGGAGGGGCAGAUCCGAAGGCUUUUUGAUGAAGUUAUUUUCUAGUUGACUUCUUGAGUGCAGUUUGUAUUGUCACAUAUUCUUGGUCACCUUUAGUGGGGUGGUGCCUUGGGCUUGUUUCUAUGUUUGUAUAAAGCAGACACAUUCCUCACAUGUUAUAUUGAGAUUUAUCUUCACAAUUUUUUUUCAUCUGUGGAGUCAUUUUAGAUCCCCUAGAGGUUGGUGCUCCGUAUACAUUAAUGUGUUGUGUCUAUGAAAAGACUGGAGAACUCACGUCUAAAUAGGGCUCGGUAUUCCCCCUUUCUCACAUCUCCUUUUCCCAGCCAAUCCUCAAUCUGGAGGGUCCUACUUACACAGCAUGAGUUCGAUUGUCCAGUUAAAUGAGGUGGCAACAUAGUUUGAGAAAAGAGAGCACAGGUGAAAUCUAGAAGGGACACAUCUAGGAGAAGCAAUGGGGUCAGACAGUCACAGUGCAAGUCUUUCAGGAGGUAUGUGGAGAGAUCAUACCUCUUCUCUGCCCUCCCUGUAAUCAUCAUACAGCAUGGGAAGAAUGAAAUGAGAUUCUGUACAAUACAUUAGAAAACAACACAGUACGUUUCUUUAAAACCAGUAUAAAAAUAUAUAUGUCUCCCCAGUAGGGCUAAGGAUAAAGAGAAAAAUAAAGACAUACUGGUUUAUCUUUGUAGGUUAUAAUCAAAUGGAGAAAUGUUCACUUUUAUAGCCACUAUUAGGGAAUAUUUUUGUGUGUAAGAUGAAGAACUGACUGUUCAAAAUGCUUUGAUGAACCCAGAUUUGAGAUGAUGAAAAAGCUGCAGAAUGGGAGAAUAACUUGGUGACUAUGGGCCUAAUGGAAGAUCUUGGGAAAUGUUGUUGGUAAUGGAUGGUAGGUUUUAUUACCCCUUUAGAUAUGUUGUAUAUUGGACAAUAUAAACAUUUCUUUUAACUCUGGAAAUCUUCAGGGAAAUCACAAAAUUUGUGGUGCCCUUGAGGCAGUUGGGAUUUUCUAAAUAAAUAUGGAAUGGUCUAGACAUCAAGGUUGGUGAGAACCAAAAUAGAGUCAGCUGACCCAGCCUGAGACCAGCAGCCAACCUCAGGAUUGGAAAAUGUUUGCCUUUUGGAAUUAGUUUGAAUUGAAGUUACAUUAACAUUAACAAUUAAAACAUUAACAAUUUAAGGUUUUUAAAAAUUAAUAGUUCUAACUACUGUAAUGACUUUCAUGUUAUUUUCUAUAUUAAAAAUAUUGUGUGCAUUUGAGGACAUCCAUGUGUACGGCUUGAAUUCCUGAAAAAAGUCAUAGAUUUUAUUAAUAAAUAACUUAGAUAUGAUGGACCAUAAA
This is a messenger RNA of Carlito syrichta (Philippine tarsier), 3147 nucleotides long. It is a transcript of the gene IFIT2, whose product is annotated as interferon induced protein with tetratricopeptide repeats 2. Gene Ontology annotation, molecular function: protein binding. Lineage: Eukaryota; Metazoa; Chordata; Mammalia; Primates; Tarsiidae. Gene Ontology annotation, biological process: defense response to virus. Gene Ontology annotation, cellular component: cytosol. The record is from RefSeq and is a predicted model, not a curated record.